This is a messenger RNA of Hevea brasiliensis (rubber tree), 1109 nucleotides long. RefSeq names its product chlorophyll a-b binding protein CP29.3, chloroplastic. NCBI's taxonomy places the organism in Eukaryota, Viridiplantae, Streptophyta, Magnoliopsida, Malpighiales, Euphorbiaceae. The record is from RefSeq and is a predicted model, not a curated record. The transcript is spliced from 2 exons. The coding region runs from base 123 to 950 and encodes 275 amino acids. Gene Ontology annotation, cellular component: chloroplast envelope; chloroplast thylakoid membrane; plastoglobule. Gene Ontology annotation, biological process: photosynthesis, light harvesting in photosystem I; response to light stimulus.
UCAAAUCACAAACAUACAAAUUUCUUUACAAUUCUUUUGUUUUUAAAUCCUAUAUAUCAUAGGACCACUUCUGUUAUCAUUCAACUUCUCUGCUCCACCACCUAGCUAGAGAUUCACCGAUCAUGGCCACCACCACGGCUGCUGCAGCUGCCGCGUCACAUUUCUUUGGAACUCGAAUCCAGAACUCGAAACCAAACGUGGGAAAAAUCCAAGCCAGGUUUGGUUUUGGAACCAAGAAAUCAUCCCCUCCACCAAAGAAAGCUCCGCCAAAACCAGCAGGAAAUCGACUCGUUUGGUUCCCUGGUGCUCAACCACCAGAAUGGUUGGAUGGAACCAUGGUUGGAGACCGUGGUUUCGAUCCAUUUGGGUUUGGUAAGCCUGCAGAGUACUUGCAAUAUGACCUUGAUUCCUUGGACCAGAACUUGGCGAAGAACGUGGCUGGUGAAAUUAUCGGAGUCAGAGUGGAGCCGGCGGAGGUGAAACCAACUCCAUUUCAGCCGUACACGGAGGUUUUCGGGUUGCAGAGGUUUAGGGAAUGCGAGCUUAUUCAUGGGAGAUGGGCAAUGUUAGGUACUCUUGGAGCCAUUGCCGUUGAAGCUCUCACUGGUAUUGCAUGGCAAGACGCGGGAAAGGUAGAGCUAGUUGAAGGGUCAUCCUACCUUGGGCAGCCACUUCCAUUCAACUUGACCACAUUGAUUUGGAUAGAGGUGCUAGUAAUUGGGUAUAUAGAAUUCCAAAGAAAUGCAGAGCUUGAUCCAGAGAAAAGGCUAUACCCAGGUGGCUACUUUGAUCCACUUGGCUUAGCCUCUGAUCCUGAGAAGAAAGAAAACCUUAAACUAGCAGAGAUCAAGCAUGCUAGGCUAGCCAUGGUUGCCUUCCUCAUCUUUGGUAUCCAAGCUGCUGUUACUGGGAAAGGUCCCAUUGCCUUUGUUGCCACCUUCAACCAGUGAAAAAUUAUUAAUCAACAACUUUUAUUUUGGAUUUGUUUGCAUCUAAUGUUUACUGCUCUCUCUCUGUCAAGGGUUUAUGCAACAUUUACCCUUUUGUUUAGCUCACUGAUGCUGUAUUAAUUCAUUUUAUUUAUGUUAAUUUCUACAAUAUUUCUCUAA